CCCUCCGAGGGACUCUAAGGGAUCCACUUUUAUUUUUCUUUCUCCUGUCAACAAGAAGGAUUUUGUCAAUCAUCUGCUUAUAAUAUUUAUCUUUUCCAUUUCAGACAUAUAUCGGAAACGUGGUAGUUUCUGUGAAUCCAUACAAAAAGCUGGCCCUUUACACGACAGAAGUAAUCCACGCUUACCAAAGGUGCUGCAUGUUCGAGCUCCCUCCACACAUUUACGCCGCUGCCGACGCUAGCUUCAGGUCGAUGAAGGACCGAAACAUUGACCAGAGUGUGAUCAUCACCGGAGAAAGUGGAGCUGGCAAAACAGAAGCAUGUAAAUGCGUGAUGCAGUACUUAGCUAUGGUAUCUGGUUACACGAGUGACAUGGAUUGCAUCAAGGAACAGCUGCUACAAUCAAAUUUUGUAUUAGAAGCUUUUGGGAACGCAAAGACACAUAGGAACGACAACUCUUCAAGAUUUGGAAAGUAUAUGGAAAUCGAAUUUGAUUUUAAGGGAUGCCCUGUUGGGGGAUCCAUCACAAAUUACCUCUUGGAAAAGGCAAGUAUAAAUUUUAAUAUUUAA
Messenger RNA from Stegodyphus dumicola, 569 nucleotides. RefSeq names its product unconventional myosin-Ia-like. The record is from RefSeq and is a predicted model, not a curated record. NCBI's taxonomy places the organism in Eukaryota, Metazoa, Arthropoda, Arachnida, Araneae, Eresidae.